Anoplopoma fimbria (sablefish) is the source of this 1400-nucleotide messenger RNA. Its product is annotated as histone H1.0-B. The transcript has a single exon. The record is from RefSeq and is a predicted model, not a curated record. Gene Ontology annotation, molecular function: double-stranded DNA binding; nucleosomal DNA binding; structural constituent of chromatin. Gene Ontology annotation, biological process: negative regulation of DNA recombination; chromosome condensation; nucleosome assembly. Lineage: Eukaryota; Metazoa; Chordata; Actinopteri; Perciformes; Anoplopomatidae. The coding region runs from base 286 to 873 and encodes 195 amino acids. Gene Ontology annotation, cellular component: nucleus; nucleosome.
GAAUAAGACACUUAAGUGAUCCGGUGCACCGACGCUACACUUUGUGUGGACGACUUUAAUAUCUAUUUUUUUGGUUGUGUUGUGUUUUUUUUUUUACAGUUACAGCAGUUUGUGUGGCAUUGUCUGUGAACUCGGACGUUCUUUGGAGAAGCUUUAUUUCUGUCCGUGCGUAUUUUUGUGUUUCGACGCUCCGGUGAAAUUACACCCCAUCGGACUUUUUUUUUUUUUUUUUUUUUUUUUUUUUUUAAUUAAUUUUUUUUAAACUAACUCCAAAGAAAAGUCACCAUGGCAGAGACGUCGGCAACUCCAGCCAAAGCCAAAAAGGCUAAGCCCAAGAAACCUGCUUCUCAUCCCAAAUACUCGGAGAUGAUAAAAGCAGCCAUCGCUCAGGACGCCAGCCGGAACGGAGCGUCCCGACAGUCCAUCCAGAAGUACGUGAGGAAGACCUACAAGGUGGGCGAGAACGUGGAUGUGCAGAUCAAACUGGCCCUGAGGAGGAUGGUGGCAGCCGGGAGCCUGCGCCACACCAGAGGCAUCGGCGCCUCCGGCUCCUUCAGGUGGGCCAAACCGGAGGACUCCAAAAAGACAACCAAGCCACCGGCACCUGCCAAACCAAAGAAGGCAGCAAAGCCCUCCAAACCCAAGAAGGCGGCUAAGCCCAAGAAAUUGGUCAAAACGCCGGAAAAACCCAAGAAGGCGGCUGUGAAGAAAGUGAAGAAGGUGGUUAAAAAGGCGACACCAGUGAAAGCGAAAAAGGCAGCAGUUAAGAAAGCAACCAAGACGGUCAAGUCCAAGGCAAAACCAGCAAGGAGGGCAGCCAAGCCCAAGGCGAAGACCCCCAAAAAGGCAGCCAAAACAGCCAAGAAGAAGUAAAAGGACAAUAUCAGAGAGACAAAGUCACUGUAAAUACUUAAGGAAAUGUUUUCGUAUAUGUAUUAUUUUUGUAAAGUCAUGCAAACUUAUGCUGUUUUUACCAGUAGUUUUCUCUCCAUUGCACUAUAGCUUAUGGAUGCUGUAGAAAUAAUUGUGAGCAUUUUUAUUUGGGGGUUAAUAAUACUGUUAAUUUCCAUCCGACCCUUGGAUACAUACUGGGUGGACUAGGGUCUUUCUGAAAAGUGGAAAAAAAAAAAAAAAUGACAUACAGUUGAGUUUAUGAAUAGUCAUCGUUAGUGCACGGGGUCAUACUGAUGAGCAUUGUUGAGCCUUUACAAUGUACAGACCAUAGGCAGUGGACGUCAGCAAGGUUUCCCUAAAGGCUCUAUAGAUGUCAUUCAAACUCCAUUCUGUAGAUUUCCUCACGUUCAGACGACUCGUGCUAUACAAACAUCCCACUGUGUUCAGUCACUUUUAAAGACUGUUUAUACUGAAAUAAAGUAAAACCUUUGUCAUCUUCUACUAAA